This is a messenger RNA of Zophobas morio, 499 nucleotides long. RefSeq names its product DNA-directed RNA polymerase II subunit RPB4-like. Gene Ontology annotation, biological process: transcription initiation at RNA polymerase II promoter. The transcript has 2 exons. Gene Ontology annotation, molecular function: translation initiation factor binding; nucleotide binding. NCBI's taxonomy places the organism in Eukaryota, Metazoa, Arthropoda, Insecta, Coleoptera, Tenebrionidae. Gene Ontology annotation, cellular component: RNA polymerase II, core complex. The coding region runs from base 102 to 416 and encodes 104 amino acids. The record is from RefSeq and is a predicted model, not a curated record.
AUAGUUUUUGAAUUGAGUCGUUUGUCGUUUUUGUUUAGUUUUAAUGUUGGGACCUUGCAGAGUUUGAGAACGCGGAGACGCUGCUCAUUUCGGAGGUGCACAUGCUGCUGGAGCACCGGAAGGCGCAGAACGAGUCGGCGGAGGACGAGCAGGAGUUCUCGGACGUGUUCAUGAAGACGCUGACGUACACGGAUAGGUUUAGGAAGUUCAAGAACAAGGAGACGAUCUCGGCGGUCCGGAAUUUGUUGAUGCAGAAGAAGCUGCACAAGUUCGAGCUGGCGGCGAUCGCGAAUUUGUGCCCGGAGACGACCGAGGAGGCGAAGUCGCUGAUUCCGUCGCUGGAGGGAAGGUUCGAGGAUGAGGAGCUGCAGGCGGUGUUGGACGAUAUUCAGACCAAGAGGAGCAUUCAGUACUGACGUGUGGAGUUUUGUUUUUAAUUUGUAUUUUUUUACGAUGGUUGUAGGAUGAUUCUUGGAAAUAAUAAAAAUUUGUUUCAUGA